GGGUGAGAUUCACAAAUUUCCCAAUCAUAAGUUGAAGUAGGCCUCCGAUAACAUCAAACAGACUCUUGAACUCCAUUCCCCAUGAUGGCCAUGUCUUCCUGGUUCUCUCGCCUACGCCACUCCUCCAAGUCCUUACUCACCAUCUCCACUCCCCAUUUCCUCCGAUCAUCCUCCACCAACCUCCUUAAAACUUCAACAACAAACUCCGGCAGCUCCAAAACCCCAUUUCCGUUCUGGUCGCUCCCAAUCGCAGUCGCAGUCUCAGCUGCUGCUGGAUCACUCGCUCUCUACCCCCAAUCAAAUCUCCCGCGCUGUGAACCUCCCAAUCCCAAUUCUCGCACCGAGUUUGUGGUUAAAGGCUCGCACAAGCCAGUCCCGCAGGAACUUGUGAAUGAAUUGAAGGCUUUUUGUAAGGAUAACAUGACAAUGGAUUAUGAGGAGAGGUAUAACCAUGGCAAACCACUGAACAGCUUUCACAAAGCUGUCAACAUUCCUGACCUUGUUGUUUUCGCUCGGUCUGAAGAGGAAGUUUGUAAGAUAGUUAAGUUAUGCGACAAGCACAAGGUCCCUAUUGUACCUUACGGUGGAGCUACAUCAAUCGAGGGUCACACCUUGUCUCCCCAUGGAGGUGUUUGCAUUGACAUGUCAUCGAUGAAGAAUGUUAAAGCUUUGCAUGUUGAAGACAUGGAUGUCGUUGUUGAACCCGGCAUUGGAUGGAUGGAGCUUAAUGAAUACCUGGAGCCUUAUGGUUUAUUCUUUCCCCUGGAUCCAGGACCUGGUGCAACAAUUGGAGGAAUGUGUGCUACACGUUGCUCUGGUUCAUUAGCUGUCAGGUAUGGAACCAUGCGUGAUAACGUCAUCAGUCUCAAGGCAGUUCUUGCAAAUGGAGAGGUAGUGAAGACUGCAUCUCGUGCUCGAAAAAGUGCUGCAGGGUAUGAUUUGACACGCCUGAUGAUUGGAAGUGAAGGAACUCUGGGUGUAAUUACUGAAGUAACUCUACGACUGCAGAAAAUUCCCAAAUAUUCAGUGGUUGCUAUGUGUAAUUUCCCUUCAAUUAAGGAUGCAGCAGAUGUUGCUAUUACUACUAUGCUGUCUGGAAUACAAGUGUCAAGGGUUGAGCUACUGGAUGAGGUUCAAGUGAGGGCUAUCAAUAUUGCUAAUGGGAAAAAUUUGCCAGAAACUCCAACUUUGAUGUUUGAAUUUAUAGGCACAGAGGCAUAUUCACGUGAACAAACCCAAAUAGUUCAGAGGAUUGUGUCUGAACACAAUGGCUCAGACUUUGUUUUUGCAGAAGACACCGAUGCUAAAAAGGAACUCUGGAAGAUCAGGAAGGAGGCACUCUGGGCAUGCUUUGCAAUGGAACCUGAUUUUGAAGCAAUGAUUUCGGAUGUUUGUGUACCUCUGUCAUGCCUUGCAGAAUUGAUAUCUAGGUCCAAGCAAGAACUGGAUGCAUCAGAACUGGUUUGCACGGUUAUUGCUCAUGCUGGUGAUGGGAACUUCCACACAGUGAUUCUUUUCGAUCCCAACAAAGAAGAACAUCGCCGAGAAGCAGAAAGGUUGAACCAUUUUAUGGUUCAUACUGCCUUGUCAAUGGAAGGAACAUGUACCGGGGAACAUGGUGUUGGCACAGGAAAAAUGAAGUAUCUUGAAGAGGAACUAGGAGCAGAGGCUUUGAAGACCAUGAAAAGAAUAAAAGUAGCACUGGAUCCCAACAACAUUAUGAAUCCAGGAAAGCUCAUUCCUUCUCAUGUUUGUUUCUAAGCGCUUACUCUCUUUAUGCAAGUUUCUCAUCCAUGUGUGCACCCCUGUUGUAUCACUCACUCGGUGGUUGUUGUAACUAAGAAACACAACUAAAAGCAUAAAACUGCCUCUGUAUUACCCCUCUAUAUUAUGAAGGCAGUACAUAAAAAGGAUUACAGUAAUACAAAUUCACUAGCUAAUGAGUUGGUUUGAAAGUGAUAGUUUUCAUUUGUAAACUGAAGCCUGAAUCUUAUGAUAUCCUCAUAUUUAGUUGA
This is a messenger RNA of Fragaria vesca subsp. vesca, 2015 nucleotides long. RefSeq names its product D-lactate dehydrogenase [cytochrome], mitochondrial-like. The transcript has 18 exons. Gene Ontology annotation, molecular function: D-lactate dehydrogenase (cytochrome) activity; FAD binding; D-lactate dehydrogenase (NAD+) activity. Bases 82 to 1761 code for a protein of 559 amino acids. Gene Ontology annotation, cellular component: mitochondrion. Gene Ontology annotation, biological process: lactate catabolic process. The record is from RefSeq and is a predicted model, not a curated record. NCBI's taxonomy places the organism in Eukaryota, Viridiplantae, Streptophyta, Magnoliopsida, Rosales, Rosaceae.